Molecule: messenger RNA, 1492 nt
Organism: Salarias fasciatus (jewelled blenny)
Lineage: Eukaryota; Metazoa; Chordata; Actinopteri; Blenniiformes; Blenniidae
Gene: ube2d2
Product: ubiquitin-conjugating enzyme E2D 2 (UBC4/5 homolog, yeast)
Exons: 7
Coding region: 290-733 (147 amino acids)
Source: RefSeq, a predicted model, not a curated record
GCUCUUGUUGUGAAGGUCCUCCGCCGGAAGUCGCCCUCCUUGCCGCUGACAGCCACAGGCCGCAGUGAUUUGGUAGCCGCUGCAGUAGGAGGAAGGAACGCGGUUCUACCCUCUCUAUCUUUCAGUUUCGCCUCAAAACAGCCCCGCUGGUUCCCUUUGGUAGCGAUCGGUGAAGUGUGUGUACAGUGACGGUGUUCUAUGAGAUCUCGGUGCCGGUGAUAUCGACGGACAGUGAAAUCAAUCGCCAUUUUAUCCGCACGUUUUCCCUGACAGAAGCGCUAGCACAACAAUGGCUCUGAAAAGAAUUCACAAGGAGUUAAAUGACUUGGCACGGGACCCUCCAGCCCAGUGUUCUGCAGGACCAGUAGGAGAUGACAUGUUUCACUGGCAAGCCACAAUAAUGGGACCUAACGACAGUCCUUACCAGAGCGGGGUUUUCUUCUUGACCAUACACUUCCCCACAGAUUACCCCUUCAAACCGCCAAAGGUCGCGUUUACCACAAGAAUCUACCACCCAAAUAUCAACAGCAACGGCAGCAUUUGUCUUGACAUCCUGCGGUCACAGUGGUCUCCGGCUCUCACCAUCUCCAAAGUUCUCCUGUCCAUCUGCUCUCUGCUGUGCGACCCAAACCCGGACGACCCCUUAGUACCCGAGAUCGCCCGCAUCUACAAGACGGACAGGGAAAAGUACAACAAAAUAGCUCGGGAAUGGACACAAAAGUAUGCAAUGUAGUGUUGGAGUAGAAACACGGCCAACCACCUCUACGACGUAAGGUUAGGGGAGCUUCAGACGUAAAGAGAAAAUAAAACAAAACAAACAAAAAAAAAAAACAGACAAACAAAUGAAAAGUUUAAAACAAGAUCUUGUUGGUUUCCAUUGGAGUGCUUUCUUUGAGCCACGCCUCCCCUUCACCAGAGUACCUGUAAAACUCCCUCUGCCCCCCCUCCCCUGCUCCUCCUGCCUCUCAGUCCCCCCCCCCCGCCCCGCCCCGCCCCGCCCAUCCUCCAGUGUACAUAAUGUCAACUUGCAAUGGUAAAACCGUCUCCUCCCCCCUCCCCCUCCCCCUCCCCACCUCGUCCUGAGUUCCGUCUCAUUUCACCACCGAGCAGGUCGGGCCGUCCCCCCCCCCUCCCCCAACACGCCCUCUCCCUCACCCACCAUCACUGAAACCAUUCCUUUGAGCGUCUGUAAAGCUUUGGAGGGGACCUAUUUUCGUUUCUUUGUUUACCUUUUAUUCCGUCGAGGGGGGAGGGGGGGGGGGACAAUAAGAUGGAGGGAUUUUUACACUCUGCACCCUUUCUUGUUUUGUUGGCCUCGUGCUUUCCAUCCGUCGAGGUGACAAUACAGGAAAGCAGUCUUGGCACGCGAGACAAAAGGGCACUCUGUGUUUUAUACGAUAAAUAAAAACUUUAAAGAAAUCAUCGCCGGUUGUGUUUAAAAAAAAAAAAGAAAAAAGAAAAAGAGGAAAAAAAUGCACAUGGCCUACUUCGG